Molecule: messenger RNA, 2091 nt
Organism: Lodderomyces orthopsilosis Co 90-125
Lineage: Eukaryota; Fungi; Ascomycota; Pichiomycetes; Serinales; Debaryomycetaceae
Gene: TPO4
Product: Tpo4p
Exons: 1
Coding region: 1-2091 (696 amino acids)
Biological process (GO): spermidine transport; spermine transport; transmembrane transport
Molecular function (GO): spermine transmembrane transporter activity; spermidine transmembrane transporter activity
Source: RefSeq, a predicted model, not a curated record
AUGGGAGUAUUUGGCACCUCUGAUAAAGAAGAAGCUGAACUCAGAGAAGCAGCCUUGUCUGCUCAACAGCAACAAGAAUCGUCAGAGCGAUCGAGCAGAAGGCCUAGUAGCACGUCGAAUAAUUUGUCACAUUAUGAAACGGCCUCAGAGUUUUCGUCAUCCGCAAAUAACACUUACAACUAUCCUGAACCCAGUGAAGACUGCCAAGAGCACCCAACAAAUGCUGAUUCCAAAGGAGGUUUAACUGGACCCGAAGAAAUCACUAAAUCCACUGAGCAGUUUAACAACCCAUCUGGAUAUAAUGAUAGUAAUGGCAAGACCAUUGAGGCUCACAACACGCCCAUUGUUGGUAUUUCACAAAAUGAUCCAUACUUAUCCAGUGAAACAGCCUCAGAAGCUGAGAUUCAACCUGUCGCUAUUGAAGGAAAAAAUGCACCCGAGGGCGAAGAAAAUGCUUUGAACAGGCAAUACACGUUGGAAAGAAUAAGGACUGGUAAAUCGGUCGAAGAAGCGGCUUCAGAACAAUUUUUAAAAGAAGCAACUAGUGAUCGUGUUUAUGGUGUGAAUGAAUUAGAUUGGGAUGGCCCAGACGAUAAAGAAAACCCACAGAAUUGGACAAAGUUAAAAAAGUGGUGGAUUACUUGGACUGCUGCCGUGAUGUGUCUUGUUUGUUCCUUGGGAUCAUCCAUGUACACUGCUAGUAUACCUGAAUUGAUGGUUAACUUCGGUGCGUCGCAAGAAUUGUGUCUUUCUGGUUUAACAUUCUAUUUAAUUGGUUUAGCAAUUGGCCCUUCGAUUGCUGCUCCGUUGUCAGAAACUUACGGAAGGAAACCACUUUACGUCAUUUCUUGGCCAAUAGCAAUGUUGUUUACCAUGGGUGUUGGUUUAUCGCCCAAUAUCAGAACAUUAUUGGUUCUUCGUUUCUUUUGUGGAUUCUUCUCCAGUCCAGCAUUGUCGGUAGCUGGUGGCACUAUUAGUGACCUUUGGUCAGGUGAACCAUCAGAGCAAUCUUUCGCUGUGGCUAUUUUCUGUUUAUGUCCAUUCUUGGGUCCUGUUAUGGGUCCAAUUAUUGGUGGUUUUUCCGCUGAAUACAAGAAUUGGAAAUGGUCUGCUGCAUGGGUGAUGUUGAUGUUUUUUGGUGCAGCUUGGCCUUCUGCCAUUUUGUGCCCUGAGACUUUCAAGAAGACAAUAUUGGUUCGCAGAGCUAUGAAGAGAGGAAUCAAGGUUGACACUCCAACAGUAAAUUUGGCCUAUGUUAAAAAGAUGAUCAAAUUUAGUUUAGGAAUGCCCUUGAUUUUGUUGUUCACGGAACCAAUUGUCUUUUUCUUGUCCUUGUAUAUUGCCUUUGUCUUUGCUGUUUUGUUUGCAUUUUUUGAAGCCUUCCCAGUCAUUUUCAGAGGUGAAUACCACAUGGAUUUGGGUAUUUCUGGGUUACCAUUCAUUGCAGUUGGAAUUGGUCUUGUCAUGGGAGUGAUCUUUUAUAUUGUAUUGGAUAAGACUAUCUAUUUCCCUAAAAAUCCAGAUGGUACGAGAGGAAAGAGGGAUGAGAACGGUAAUAUCGUUUGGGACGCACCUGAGUCAAGGUUGUUGGUCGCAAAGAUUGGAGCAUUUUGCCUCCCAGCUUCUCUUUUCUGGUUAGGUUGGACGGGUAGAACUGGAAAUAUACACUGGCUCGCACCAACAGCAAGUGGAGUUCCUUUUGGUUUUGGAUUGAUUUUGGUCUUCUUUGCUGUGGUUUUGUAUUUUUCCAUGUCAUUCCCACCAAUUGUUGUUGCAUCUUGUAUUGCAGCCAACAAUUUGUUGCGUUAUAUUUUAGCAUCGGUUUUUCCACUCUUCACUGUGCAAUGUUUUGAAAACUUGGGAAUAGGUUGGGCAGGAUCAUUGUUUGGAUUUAUAGCUGCAAUCAUGGUACCAGUGCCAUUUGUUUUCUCGUACUUUGGUCCUAAGUUUAGAGCAAGAAGUAAGUAUGGAUAUGCAGCUUAUUUCAAGAAAUUAGCUGAAGAGAAAGCUGCAAGAGAAAAAGCACAUAACGAAGGUGAUGAGAAAACACAACCUCCUAAUCCAGAAAAAGAUGUGGCUACUAAAGUGUAG